GGGACUUGAUUUCUCAAAUCGCUCCAUAUCUGUCUAGUGGGACUAAGAUCAGUGGCACUAAUUAAAUUUGUACUUUUAAUUGAAUUAAGUGUUUGCACUCAGCUGUGAAUAGUUACUCUUUAACUUUUGGUGUCCGUGCGGUCAGAGUAUGGAAACUCUGUUUAUCUUUCUGUCUGUGUGAUAAAAACCAACUUGUGUACAUACAUCUUCGUUGUGAUCCUAUAAUUCAGUGCCUACUUACUUGUUAUUUCUGUGUCUAAGUACUGUUAUUCCAGCAAUUUCAUCCAGAAAUUCGGAAAAGGAUAUUCUUCUUAUCUUCGUUUCAAAUGCGCGUCGCGUAAACAGCUUUAACUGGAGACGAGACCUGCAAUCAUCUCGUAUCCAUGUCACCCAUGGACUCGAUGACGCAGGCAGCAAACGGUUUCCCCUCCGUUCUAACCGCUCUUCGUUUCGAUUUUCGAAAAUCCUGACACUCCAGCGCCAAGUCCACCUCAAAGUCGGGCUGCCGGAAACUUCGAAACCUCACGUGGUACGAUUCAGAUCCUGGAGUCCCAAACGAGUCCCCCACAGACUUUCUUCAUCGAUUUUAUUACGUUACAUACGCAGAGCUAGUCUUCCUCGAUUUAGCAGUUUUUCGUGCCAUAUUCGAAAUUUUUUGUGCCGUCGUCCUUGUGUCAUUGAUAUCCUCUCGAAAACAGUGAGACUUAAGCCCAAGACGUUAGAUCCCUCCUAUGUGUUUCGAAUUUUAACUUUGCUUCCACCCACACUCAUGGUAAUUAAGUGUACUUAGACAGAUGAUAUCCGAUAUUUAAAAUUCAACAUUUUGAUGCCAUUUGGUCCUUCAGGCGUUGGCCUAUUGAUUUUAUCGUAGAUGACAAUUUUUCUUUUCUUGAGCACUCUUUUAGACAACGGAAGUGUCUUGGUGAACUUCUUCUUCUUUGAUUCCUAAAUUUGCCUCCUAAGAUUGAUUGUCUCACCGCUCUCUCUCUUAGGUUAGUCCCUAACGCUUCUCGCAAGGAAUUCUACUUAGACUAAAUGAAAGCUUAAUAGCUUUCUGUCCUAAUUGUAGUAGACUUAGAUGCGUGCUAAUUUUCAAGGCCUUAACUAAAACUUUAAGUCUGUUUAGAAUAUUGUUUGCACUUUUUACUUAACGCAAAUGGUUUGCUUAUAAAGCCACUAACUGAUUAGCUUAAGUAGGCAAUUUCUAUUAAUUUUGAUCGUUAAGCUUUAAGUUGAAAUUUUGAUUGAUAUUGAUCGUUGAGCUUUAAGUUUAUAGAAAGUUAUUCCUUAACCCCGUUGGUAUCAUCUCGUCCACUACCGACUCUUGAUCGUAGCUUACGUUCUCUUCCUUAUUUUGGCCUUUCGUGUUAAAAAAUCGUUAUUUUAGUUAACUUCUGUGAUUUUUACUUCUUUCUUCAAGGCUGAUUUCGGUGUUAGUAUUUAUAGGUGUAUGAAAAAGGAUUAAACUUAUCAAACACCCCCUAAACUCUCAUCUAUCUUAGUGACUUAAACUCGUGAUCGAUAAAUAGUCGAGUAGUUCAAUUUAAUAGUUUUCAUUUCAGCAUUCUCUGAAGAAUCUUUGUUGCUUUUAAUCCCACCCCUUAGGAAAUGACUUUCCGUGAAAAUGAUCCUUAUCAUAGCAAUUUCUUAUACUUUUUUCCAGCGUUCUCAUUUCUUGCUUAUUCUAGCAUUCUGAUUUGAGUUUGUAACUAUUGUACUCGAAAAUUUAAGCUUCAAGACUGUUUCGUAACUGAAGUUGCGAGAAAUUUACUUUUCGCCAUCACUGUAACUUUAAUUUUUAAACCCCCUGAAAUUUUUCUAAUCUAGUGCGUAGAUUAGCUGUUUUGUUUAUCAAGUUUUCGUCCUGGUCUUUUUAGCUAGAAAUGGUCGUAUAAUUCUACAACUUUUCAUCAUCGAUUGACCAGCUUCAACUGUGUAUCUUUCGUGGAUAAGUGUGUCGAUUAUACUCUGAUAUGUCAGUCAGUCUGUUGCCAUAGGUUCUUAAAUCUAAAAAUCAACUUGCAUAGCUUUAGUAGGAAUUCAGAGAGGCCUUUUGAAAUAUUUGGCCGAGGGGAGUUUUUUUUCUGUUGACCCCUCGAUAUUGUCCUAUCUACAUUUCAUAGACAUCGUUAAUGUUCUUCCAAUUUGAUUGUGUUAGAGAUUGUGGAAUUUUGCGAUCACUCUCCCCCAUCUAUGAAAUUUCAUUCACAACCAGAGGUUUUAGAAUCAAUAUUUCCUCAGUAUCAAGCUAUAUAAAUCUAUACAAUUAGUAAAAUUAAUGAUUUUUCGUGCUCCUAUUUGAAUAUUUUGGAGGUAGUGGAAUUUAAUAUUCGUUGACUUCCACCCGUAAAAUUUCCUUCGUGGCCAGAAUAUCUGGAAUCGGGUUUACUCGUUAAUCCUGAGCGUGGAAUAAAAAACCGUUUUCAGGGUUUCUGAAAAAAAAAAAAAAAAAAAAAAAAAAAAAAAAAAAAAAAAAAAAAAAACUUAUUAUCUCAUGUACAAAAUUUUCAUACAACGAGUUUCCUGCUAGAAGGUAAAAGCUAGGUUCCCUUCGCAACCGCAGCAUUCAGAAAUCAAUUUUCUUGUUCGAAUGAGAAACCGUCCUCAAGGUUUCUGAAAAAAAAAAAACUUAGAAUCUCAUAGAACGUUUUCGUACAACGUUUUCAUACAACGAGUUUCCUAGUAAAAGGUGAAAGCUAGGUUCCUUCGUAGCCGUAUCAUUUAGAAAUCAAUUUCCUCGUCAUUUAGCAGAGCAAGAUUUGGAAAUUCAUACAAUGCCCCUUCAAAAGUCAAUGAUUAGGCAAUGGAGUGCUGGACGUAUCGCGUGUGGUAUCGAGUCCCUGUAACGGCGCCAUGGACGAUGAGGGCGACCGGCUCUCUGUGGUCUCCUCGCAGGAGCGGGACCCGCUCUCCCGGUUGUCGGACUGCCUCCCCAACUCCCCGGGCUCCUCGUGGGGCUCGGGCUCCAUCCCCGGGAGCCCCCGUCUCCGCCGCUCCCGCCCUGGCAGCCCCGCGGCCCUCCCCUCCGUCGAGGAUUGCUACCGCUGCGUCGAGCUCCAGCUGGAAUACUCCCGCUUCAAGCACCAUGCCACCAGGGUCAAAUCCGUCCUCCACUCAAAGCUCUCGGAGUUGGAGCAGAGGGUCAUCGAAGCCGAGGCCAGGGCGGAGGAGGCCGAGGACAAGGUUCGAGUCAUGGAGCAAAAGCUCGGACAGGCGGAAUGGAAUCUGCCUGUAGACAGAGACGUGGAUGCGAACACCAAUGAUAAAGAACAGACGAUAACCAAACUAGCUACACAAGUUGAAGAGCAGCGGCAACUGCGAUUACAAGAGGCCAAGCUAGUGGAAGCGAAAGCAGCACGCAUCAAGGAAUGGGUGAUGAACAAGUUGAGAGAGCUGGAGGCUCAGAACGAUCAUCUGCGGCAGCAGAAUCACAAGUGCAAUCAACAAUUGGAGCUCCUCAGGCGGCACAUGGCCCAGCUGAGUGCCAACCGGCUGGCCGCCUCCUCCUCCUCCCUCCAUCGUGUCAAUAGCACUGGAUCAACGCAUGCACUUCUUGACAAUGCAGAACCUGUGUAUGCAGAAGUUGACCGGCAGCGGAAACAUGUGGAACCAGCAAACAAAAUGUCAACCAGUGCCUUAGCAGCUCCAACAAAUGCGGCUGUAUCCUCUACUAUCCUCGGACACCGGAGACAUCUCUCUGCUUGCAAUAUUCCUUCAACAAACAACACCAAUCCUCAGCCAGAGCUCAAUAAUGAGCUUCAAGCGGCUGUCGAAUCGCUUGCAUUGUUACCCGUCCAUAUUAGGCCUAAAUCGGAAAUCGUGGAACCAGAUGUUGGUCAUGAUUACGCUGAAAUCUACACACCAAGCCACGAAAAGUGUCCUUGGGAGAACGAAGCCAAGCCUCCUACUCCACCACUCCAUAGGUUUCCUUCGUGGGAAAGUAGGAUCUACCAAGUUGCUAAUGAAGGCCUCAGCACAAAUGUCGCCGAUCAGGCUGAUUCCAGCAACAAUAAUGCUGGUCGUGCAGUGAACUCUGGCUAUUGUGAUAUUAGUGUCCCUGUUUACGCAACAGUCAAAGGACGCGCUAGUCAAAUCAGAUCGAUGCCUUUCACCGGUGAUUCAAGUGAUGACUCGUCGGAUGGUGAGGGAGAACACACACAUUACUCUCAUCACUCAACAGAGACUCGUAUCACUAACAGUAGUAGUGAUAACACUGGUGAGAAUUAUACUUCCAUAUCUAGUUCAAGUCCCAGCAAAAGCCAAAAAACAUUAUCCAGUUUAUCUCCCGCUAAACGAAGUUCCUCUGGUUCACCCUCAAAAAAUACAUCAUUUGUUUCUGAGUCGGGUGUAUCUGAUGACUACGCUAUUCCUCCUGAUGCAAUAUCAUGCUCCGGGGACUCGAGUGAAUGGUCAUCUUUGGUUUACCGUGCAACUGCCAACAGUGCUGUGAUCGAUAGCCCAAGCCGGUCCCAACGACAAAAUGCGGUCAAUGACUCUAACGCAGCCCUGGAAAAAUCUGGUCAUUUAGCGAAACUGGGCGGGAAAUUCAAAACAUGGAGGCGGAAAUGGUUCCAGCUGAGUAAUGGGAAAUUAAAAUAUUGGAAGUCACAGAAUGAUGUAGGGAAGAAACCACAAGGAGAGAUAGUCAUAGAUGAACAGUGCAGAAUCACGCGAGCAGACGGUGCUGCAACAUUUGAAAUAUCAACAGGAAAGAAGACCUAUUAUCUCACAGCCGAUUCCAAUCUUGCUAUGGGAGAUUGGGUCCGUGUACUCCAGAAUGUCCAAAGGCGGACUGCUACGAAACUUUUGUUGAGUAAAGAACACCAAAAACCGACUCUUCAAGGUUGGCUGACAAAGGUGAGGAAUGGCCAUGCUCGAAAAUGUUGGUGCACGCUAAUUGGUAAAAUGUUCCUGUACUUCAAAGGACCCAAUGAAACGAACCCCAUCGGACAGAUCAACAUGCGUGAUGCAAGGGUGGAACAAGUGGACCAUGUCAGUGACUCAGACUGUGAAGACAACGGUCAGGAUAACACGCAGUUGACCAUUGGUAUUUUCCCAUCCCAUCAACCACCAACUUACCUUUUGAUGCCUUCAAAACAAGACAUGGAUUCCUGGCUGUAUCAUUUAACAGUAGUCUCAGGAGCAGGUUCAAAUGCUGGGACACAGUAUGAGCAACUCAUCCAAAAAUUGAUGGAAACUGAUGGUGACCCAAAUUGUGUUCUGUGGAGGCAUCCUGCGUUACUGUAUACCAAAGAUACCUUAACUUCCCCUUUGACAUCUCUGUCAAAUGAAAGCCAUCAAACAGAGGCUGUUAAACUGUUUAAAAGUUGCCAGUUGUUUACGUCUGUAGCUGUCGAGUCUGCAGGGAUUGACUACCAUGUCGUCCUUGCACAGAAUGCUCUCCAGCAAUGCCUCGACAUUCCAGAACUUCAGGAUGAACUAAUGUGCGCAUUGAUCAAACAAACAUCGCGCCACAUGUCGACCAAGAUAGGCGUUCAGGUACUCAAUCGCCUUCGGCAUCGUCAACUUUUACUCUGUGCCACGCAGUCAUUGUUUACGUGUGAUGCUGCCGGCUCGCCAACUACCAACAAUGCGCCACCACCGAUGUCUGUCAGCGAUCAUUGUUCCAAGUCCAACCCUCCAACAUUUGUCUUCGUCCAAGCGUGGCAGCUUCUUGCAUUGGCUGUCUCACUAUUUGUUCCAAAGAACAAUAAGCUCUUAUGGUAUCUGAAACUGCAUCUCCGGCGUAAUACUGACACAAAAACGGAAUGUGGAAAGUAUGCUGCCUACUGCGAGCGAGCUCUUGAGCGGACGAUCCAAAAUGGAAACCGGGAAGUGAAGCCCUCUCGAAUGGAAGUUCUCUCGAUUCUCUUGAAGAAUCCAUACCACCACUCGCUCCCACACUCGAUACCAGUCCAUCUUCUCAAUGGCACGUACCAGGUUAUCGGUUUUGAUGGCUCAACUACCAUUGAGGAAUUCCUGUCAACACUAAAUCAAGAAAUAGGCUGUCGAGAGUCAUGUCAGUCUGGAUUUACGCUUUUCAGUGACGACCCCAUUGAGAAAGACUUGGAGCAUCACUUGGAGUCUCACACCAAAUUGUGUGAUGUGAUCUCCAAGUGGGAGACUGCUCUUCGGGAAAAAGGCUCUGGCAAAUUUGAGAACACUCGAGUCAUCAAACUAGUUUAUAAAAAUCGUCUGUAUUGGCGGAACUCCGCCAGAACUGAAACAGACCGAGAGCGUCUGUUGCUUUGUUACCAAACAAACCAGCAGGUUAUCCAAGGUCGCUUCCCACUUAGUAAGGAGCUUGCUCUUGAACUGGCAUCUUUAAUGGCCCAAAUUGAUUUUGGUGAAUAUAACUGUGAUAAAGGUCGAGGCAGCGGUGCAAUGGCCCGAGACUUGAUUGUUCUUCAAGCUCUCGACAAAUUUUAUCCCUAUCGCUAUAGGGAUGGUCUCUCCUCAGAAGCUCUUAAGGAACUUCAAUCCAGUUUGCAGGAGAAGUGGACGUCAUUAAAAGGUCGUAGUGCAUUAGACUGCGUUCGAAUUUAUCUCACUUGCACCCGUAAAUGGCCCUAUUUUGCUGCAUCUCUUUUCCAAGCUAAGUGGAAAGGUGGCGAACCAGCCGUGGUAUGGCUUGCAGUCAUGGAAGAUAGCGUGUCUCUUCUUGAGUUAACAGGAAUGACCUCUGUUGCUCGGUAUUCUUACUCCAGGGUUCUGACAUUCGGUGGAUGCCAAGAUGAUUUCAUGUUAGUUGUGGCAACAGAUAACGGGUCAUCUCACAAACUGUUGUUUUCACUGAGCAAAUUAAAGAUUCUGGAGCUGACGCUUUUGAUUGCAGACUAUAUGAACGUCAUAGGUCACAGCAAUACUCCUUUGAGUAGCACAUUAAAUAGAGGCACUCAACCAGACAUUCUAAAAGCAACGCCUGAUCAAUUAUUGCACAGAACGGAUUCUAUGAAGAAAAGACACCACCUGAUUGACUCGUGACACUAAUUUGGUAACUUUGCACCCCUUCCAAAGAAGUAUUCUGAAGAAUACGCAAGUCAUAUUUUAUCGUUAUCGCCGAUUUAUUUUCAUCAACACAUUUUCAUUAAAUAAAGAAAAGGAAAUCCUGGAUUUUCUGACCAUCAAUUCCUGUGCUUUUCUUGUAAAUUUCUACGCAGCAAAUUUUAUUCAUGGGUUCAUAUUUGAUCAAAAUGGGAUUUAUCAGCUUUGAUAAAACUGGUCAAAUUUUUUCUUCUUUCCCGAAUGCAACCCGGUGCUCCUUGCUUAAAAACUAUGUAAUUAAAUGUAGAGAUUGGCGCAUCUACGGAUGUUUAGAAAGUUACCAAAGUAUUUUUGAGUUUCUUACGCAAGUUUUCUGCUCAGCUGUAGCUAGCUUCCAAGCAACUGUUAACGAUUACACGACCUAUUUUUCAACAGACCCAACCCCUGUAAAAUGUAAAUUAUGUUAGACAAUUCUGAAUAUGUAAAUUGUGUUUUCUCAUGUGGUACUGUAGUUUUAAACUAAACAGUUAUUUGUAUAUCGACUGAUUCUUCACUGUAGAAGAGAGAUGCGAUUUGUUUUCCCCUAAUUUUUUGCCUACUAUAUUCUAAAAACGGUUUAUCAAUUUAGAUCAAAUUUGUUCUUUUAGAAACAAGUUAUGUAACCCUGUAAGACGCAAUGAUUGUGCCAAGACUCAACAGCUAGUUAUCUGGUGAGUAAUUCCUUUAUGGAGAGAAUGAGGAUGGAUUCAAUGCUUGUGUUCAGAGGUCCCUUGCUCGCCUCUCCAUAAUGCAUUGAGGGAGGACAUAACAAUCGAUACUCUAAAAUUUUCUCUGAUAGUCGAUGCCUUCAAAUAUUCAGAACUUUUAAGAUCUUUAGCUUUGAAAGUCUCAAAAAUCAGAAGGUAAUGUAAUAAAACCACCUUAAUUUGUAAGAUUCAAAUUCUAUUUUUUCCUGUAUGGAAGUUAUGUCUCUUUCUCUUAAAGACACCUUAUAUAAUUUUGAUGGGAUGUCCUAUGAUUAUUCCAGUUGAGUUGUAUCCUAUUUUUUUUUUCCCCAAUAUUAAAUCUUACCCUGUACUCUUUAAUUGUUUUUUCAUCUUAAUACUACGUGAUUCCCUUCUGUGGAAGAGAAGGCUAAAGGUCUGGAAUUUUUUAUUUAUUUAUGAGAGCUGGAGUACUUACUUGAAAUUUGAUAAUGGAUUGCCCUUAUUUUUAAAUCUCCAUCUUCCAAGCAUGAUAAGUUACUUGUAAAUUCCCUCAAUGAGUCCAAUUUUGUCCAAAAUUUUGGCAUCUAAACUUCAACUGAAUAGUUCAUUAAUUACUUACUGGAGGCUCCGAAAGUAUAAUCCCUGUUGAAUACGAGCCUAGAAGAUCCACAGAGAACACUUACGGACAGCUCUCCGUAUUCAGCUUACAACUAGCGUUUACCAAGCUAUCAGCAUUGCUUAUUUUUCUUUUGUAAGUACCUUGUAACUACUCAAUUUAUAUAUUUUGUUAGAUUUAAAUUAACAUCAAUAACAAACUGGCACAUAAUACUCUAAACUAAAGCAUUUCUUCGCACAUUCCUUCCCUAAAAUUUCACUUAGACCCUCAAAUAGGUAAUGCAUGCAAAGGAAAGUUUGAAAAGGGACUUCAAAGCUCCGUGUGAAAUUGUUUCAAGCCUAAAUAUUUAUUUGCCAGCAACAUAUUAAAUCAUUAUCAACUUCCUUUUCUUAAGGGUUUGAAUUUGAUCAAUGGCAAUCGGAACCAUUCCUAAAAUUUGUAGUAUGUGUCGUUCAUGAAGCUUGCUGUAGUGUUGGAAUGAUGAAACUUAGCCUACUGCCACAUACUUAUAGCAAUUUUGGGCUUAUGUAUUAAUUUUCAUCCAUCACCAAGCAAUCCAGACUUCUUAACAUCAACAGCAUGAUAAUAAUUGAUGAAUGUAGCAAUUUUUAUUUUCUAAUUUGAACUUUAUAAUUCUGACAGCUUCUUGUUUGCCUUUGAUUUUUUUGCUGCCGCAACCUCUCUUUGAAGUUUUGGAGCAUAAAUUAAAGUUAUUUGUUCCUAUCCAAUUCCUAAUUUGAUACGUCUCUCACAAAAUUACCUGAGAUAGACGAAAUUUAUAAUAGCACUAGUAAUUUAUUUUCACUUGUAAAAUAAUGAUUAAUGUUAUUCGGUUUUUGCCGAAAUUUCUCUUACUGAAAGACUUUAUUUAUUUAUUUGAGCUCAUUCUGCGUUAACUCGCUUUUUUCUUGAGUUGAGGCUCCCAAAGGUUUUGUUCCACUAUUUUUCUCAAUGAGUAAUUGUACUACUGAUAUUUUAGCUUUAAAGAAAAUCUGAUUAACCUUACACUAGAAUACCUGUGUAGUGAGAAUAUGGACAUUUCUGUAAUUUUGAGAUUAGGUCAUGGAGCUUCUAGGGCCCAAAAGUGCAGCCAGCCUAUGAAUUCAAAUUAUUCAGAGUAAUUUAUUGUUACAGUUAUUAUGACCUGUCAUUUGUAAAGCAUAUAUUUGACUUAGUUUUUGUAUAAAUUGACUCGUCUUCGCAGAAAGACGCUCAUUCAUGAACAUUCUUGGCCACCUUGAUUUGAUAUUGGAAUCUGAAGAUUUGCAGCAAAAUUUUUUGUGUUAGAAGGUUGACUGCAUUUUUGAGUUUUGAGGGCUCCAUAUUUCAACAUGUCAGUAUUCUUCCUACAUAGGUACUUUGCCUUAAACAUUUCUAAUGGAAGGUGAAAUUUUCCCCUGCAUGAACUGUAACUUCAAAUAAUUUUUUUUUGUUUGUUUCGUAGAGGCAAGAAUUACUUAUAAUCAUCUCUUGUUUAAUUGUGUUUGAUAUGUAAGUAGGUACAAGUUUUCAGAGUUUUCGACUGUUCUGAGUGUAUUUGAGAAUUUUAAUGUGCGUAGAAAAAUUUGAAAGUUUUUUUACAAGGUAGCAUGUAUUUCUCUAAGCAUCUGGCUCUUUUCUUUUUUAUCGUCCUGAGGAAAAUAGAUCUGAAUGAACUGAUCUCAAACCCAACAUUUAGCUUAUCAGUUAAGUUGAACUACCCAAACAUUACAUACAAUUUAUUCUUAGGUACAAACAUUCAAAGAAUUCAUAACCAAUCUUGUUCUUCUGGCAUUAUAAUAGGAACAAAUGAUUUCAAAAAUUAUUUGUUUGAAACAGAAUGGAUUUGUAAUUUUCUAGGUAAAUUAUUUUCUGAGCAAAUAGGAGUGUUUUCCUCAUGCCCAAUUCCCACUUUUAUUUCAGUCCCAGCAAGUAAACAAAAAAAGAGGCGAGUAUUAUUCUGCAUUUUUUAUCAAAUAAGCAUUUAAUUUUCAGUUUUUAAUCCUUUUUUGUUUUUCUUCUGCAACUACCGCAUUCCACAAAAAUGUGACGUACCUUUAACUCUGUUAGCAAGUGAAACUUCUACACCUAAAUGUGUCUACUUGGACAACUCAAUUUAUAAUCCUAUUUUUGUGCUGAAAAUAAUUUGUAAAAAAAGGAUGAAAUUAUCUGAGUAAAUGUUUAAAGUAUUGAUCUAAUCAGAGAUUUUGCCAAUAUGACAUCAUGUAAUCUCGUGUGACUAAAUGGUUUGAAUCACUGCGAUCAGCUCACAUAACGUGCAAGCAAGCAUUCAUACAGCAGGCUGUGAUACUUUCAACUCUGCAUGGGCUUCCCUAAAUCAAAAUUCUUCCUGUUGAUAGGAUCUGUGCUUGAAUUGGAAAAUCUUCAAUAUUGUGUUCAAUGAUAACUAUUUGUUUUUAUCACAUCAGUAUUCCUUGAAUCUGUUGUUAUUCAUUGUCUUAAUAUGCAAUGAAUACUUACGUUUGAGGGCCGUAAUUAUAGUCGCUCCUUAAACGGCUCUUUUUUUUGAGAGGCCCUGUUCGGUUUAUAUUGUGACCUUGAGAGGUUUAAGGAACAUUGCAUCAUAUGAAGGAAAAUUUCAGUGAGUCUCAAGUAAAAUUCAACAGAAUAGGAGUUUCAGGAACGACUAUGAAUAUGUCCCAGAGGGUUGCAGUAUUUUGAUAAUUCUCCAGGCAGUCUCCUCUAAUGAGGUUGGGUUGACGAUCUUGCUAGACUAGCUCAGAAAGUAAGUUGAAGAGCAUUUAACCUGGAUUCAAUUUGAAAAGUCAGGGUCUCAUCACUAACAGUAAUGGCCCAGUUACAUACUCUACAUAGCAUUUUACACUUAACUUUUAAUGAUUUACUGCAACCCAUAAUCUUCUUUUGAUUUCCGAUUAUUUUUAGGUAGGAAUUGCAUUGCUCCAAAUAGAAGAUGUGGGCGAUUCAUUGCACUUUUUUUUAAAAAUUAUUUUGUUAGAAACUGUAGGCUAAUGUAAUAUGAUUCCGAUUUGUCAUUAGAUUUAACCCAAGACAAGCAGAAAAAUUGACCGUUGUUCCAAUUUUAAUGUCUGUGCCUCAUAAAAAAAUUCAGCUUAUGCCUUCACACCCUUGGCCAGUUGAACUUCUUUUUGUAUUAAACUAUUUUGUAUGUAUGUAACACUGAUCAUUGACUUUUUAGGUAGUAAAUGUAACUCUUGUCUUUUUUAAAA
This is a messenger RNA of Bemisia tabaci, 11495 nucleotides long. RefSeq lists its product as uncharacterized. NCBI's taxonomy places the organism in Eukaryota, Metazoa, Arthropoda, Insecta, Hemiptera, Aleyrodidae. Gene Ontology annotation, cellular component: cytoskeleton. The record is from RefSeq and is a predicted model, not a curated record.